GGACUGAACCACCGACCAACCGGCAGGCAGAAGUAAAAGCAGACGACCUGAAUCAAUACAUUCUCCCGUUACAGGCUUCCUUUGCUUCACUAAAACAGGCAAACUGCAGUCACCUUCAGAACUGAUAGAUACCCUAAACUUAUAUAACAGUUUUUAGUUGAUAUCUACUAGUUUUAACUAGGGUAUACAGGGAUUAUAAUGCCCAGAUGAUGAAUACACUAGGGUUCAAAUUAUGAUGUUAUUACAACAGUAGUCAUGUUAUAUAGCUAAAUCUAAUUCUGAUUGGUGGUUGCUAAGCGAUGGAUAUAAGAUCAAGAUGGAUGUCAUCACUAUGGAAACUACUGCUUUUACUAUCAAUUAUAAACAUUGUGUCUGGUUGUCCAACUCCAUGCACCUGUACCAUGUUGCUAGGCAACAAAAAGCUAAGCAACCUGUUGCUGAGGACCCACUCAAGAAAUUCUAGCGGAAUGGAGUUGGUGUCCUGCAUCAACCAAUCACUAACAGAUGUACCAGUAGGUUUACCAAUGGAAGUCAUUUUUCUUGACGUUAGUUACAAUCAGUUGGUUACCAUUGGCAAUGAGUACCAAAAUUUGACACAUCUAAAAACUAUAGAUUUUAGCAAUAACAAAUUCAAUUCUAUGGACAAUGAACAGUUUUAUAAUCUAGACACGCUACAGAAACUAAUACUAAAAGAAAAUGGUAUGACCAAAAUUCUGUCCAACACAUUUCAAACUUUAUCAAAUCUGGAAAACUUGGAUCUGUCUAAAAAUCAACUAAUUUCUCUCAAUGAUGAAAUGUUUAACGGGCUAGGAAAUUUAAAAGCAUUAAACAUGAGCAGAAAUCAAAUAACUAAAAUAAAAGGGCUGACUUUCACUAAACUCAAGAAUUUACACAGUCUAGAUUUAAGUUUUAACUCACUGGAACUUUUGCAUCAUUACAUGUUUGAUGGAAUGCAUGAACUCAGAAUUCUAAAUCUAUCCCAUAAUUUUAUAACAUAUAUAUCGGCCCAUGUUUUUAGAUCUCUAAAAAGACUUGAAGUACUAGACUUGUCUCACAAUGUACUCAGAUCAACCAGUGAUUUUAUGUUUAAUGGUAUAUAUGCCUUACAGUAUCUCGAUAUAUCAAACAACUUUCUAGAAUAUAUCUCUGACUUGACAUUCAACAAUGCAACUAAUCUAAGAACGCUACACCUUGACUUUAAUUCUAUCCCACAAUUCAACAUUCCACUAUUUACCCACUUACGUAAGCUUGAAAUCCUGACUUUGACGCACCAACCUUACCUAACAAACCUGGUCUAUAACACAUUCACAGGACUGGAUAACCUAAAACACCUUAAUCUAAGUCUAAAUCCACGACUCUCCUUCGUCAACCCACAUCUCUUUUCAACGUUACCUAGACUACAAGACCUUGAUCUCCACAGAAACAAUAUAUCAUAUCUCUCAGCACUUACAUUCCACUUUAACCUCAACUUGACCCAUGUUGACCUUUCCCAGAAUCCAUUUCUGUGCAACUGUGAUAUUGCCUGGUUGGCAAAGAUGCUUCGACAGAACAGCUCCAUAUAUGGAGAUGGUACAUUGACAUGUGCAAUAAAUGAUGAUGACAUCAUUCCAAUCAGUUCUGUGACCAAUGAUACUUUCCCAUGUGCCAAAGUGACACAAAAUAUUACUCAGAGCAGACGCUCUUAUUUCAAACUCGGGUCAGCUGCUCGUAUUGAAUGCACUGUUGCCUUGGAUCCAACCAUGUUUAUAAUUUGGACAACACCUAGAAAAAAGACACUGAUUUAUCAUGCCUUUCAUCCAGAUGCCACAAAACACCAUCCCGAUCCAGACUACGUUUACACGAAAAGAGACUGGAUAAACAGUACUUCUUAUCAUUCGGAGAUGUUUUAUCGAAAAGAUCGUGUGAUUUUACUAUCUGACGGUUCAUUGUUGAUAGAUUACGUACUGCGUAGUGAUACAGGACCUUACACUUGUGAAGUCAAAAACGCCUAUCAUAACGUCACACAGAAAAUAUUUCUGUGGUUGGACCAAAGCUGUUUAUACGACGUACAAAUAUGGAGUCUGGUCAUUGGUGUCUGUUGUGCCACGUCUUUCUUUAUUUUGAUUCUCAUCUACACCGUCAUACGUCAGUGUACAAUACGUGUCAUUAAUAAGCGACGUCGUGACGCAAUCCGACAAUUCUUGGAGAAUGUGGACAUAUACAAGCAAAAUCAAAUCACAAGAAUUCGUGAAAACUAUAGCAACCAGCUUACUAGAGUAAGUGACCAUUAUCAUAAUCAAUUGGAGCGAUUACGCGGUAACUACUCCAUGCAGAUGGGUCGUGUGAAAAGAGGUUGUUCGCACCAAGUUGACAAAAUACGUGAUAAUUAUGGAACGCAGAAAUGUCGAUUGAAGGACUACAGUUCUCAUCAAAUAGAGCAGAUACGAUCUGCAUAUAACAAUCAGUUAUUGAGAAUAAGAGACUAUGGUUUGCUUCAGUUUGAUCGGCUCCGCGAAACAUGCAAGCUACAGCAACAGAAUGUUUUAAAGAUUCUAGAAACUAUGAACAUCGAAAACUGUAAAAGUGUAAUUGAAACAGAAUGCAUGAGGACAGAGUCAAUGAUUUUCGAAACUCCGUUUGUGAACGAUGAUGAUAUUCAGGGCCUGUCUUUAAUUGGUUCAGAGUCAGACUACAUGACGGCUUCGGAUGACUCGAAAAGUAAUGAAAGUCCAACUCCGGAAGUCGAAACUGGAUCUCCAAGAGAUGACAUUAGUCUGGAUGUGGAGGAGGUAUUUGAUCCAGUUAUUUUUGCAGAGGCCGAUUUAUAUUGUGACAACGAUAUUGAACAGGAACAGGAAGUAGUUUCUGACAUACCAGGCAUUGAUCUAGGUGAUAUUUCUUUGCAUACGAUAACCUGAACAAAUAAAAUAAUUAUUGUUUAUGAUUGAUUAUAAAUAUAACAGAAGAGGUGUAUUUUGUUAUUUUUUAUGUGAUAUAACUACGUGUAAUUAAACCUACAAUGAAAUUAUAGUCAUUUUAAUACUAAGUAUUUUUAUUUUUCAUUCAAAAUACAUAUCUUUAUUAUAAAUAUUCAAGUGCUUGUUGUGAAUAACAUACUAAACAAAUUAAUACACCUAUAUCGCCAGAAAUGUACCAUGUAAGUUUAUUCUUUUCGAAAAAUUUAAGAAUAGGAUGCUUGAAUUAUGCAAAGAUUCAGCUGUGCGAACUGCAGUGUUAAUAAUUCUGAGGUUUGGAAGAUACUGGGAAAUUUGUAACAUUUAUAAAAUCAUACAUCAGAGAGAAGUAAAUGAGAACAAUUUGGCCUACAUUAAAAUAUUGUAAGUUAUCAUGAAUUAUGCCACAGAAAACUAUGAGGACCUUUAAUUCAUAACUUUAGUACAGAAUUUUAAACAGGCAUUAUACAAGGGCUACAUCUGCCUAUUGCAGGUCACUGGCCCUCAGAAGUUACACAUGAAUGUCAUAUUGUUUGGUAAGCUGUUUGCUAUAGUAGAAGUUUUCAUACUUGAGGCUCUGCUACACCAACAUACUUUAAUUUGUUCACUUUAUUCAUGUUUUGAUUUCAUACAAUAUAUAAUCCCACAUUAAUUUUGUGAUUUUCAAUUAGGUCGGGGACAAUUUAUGACCAGGCAAACUUAUAAAGCAAAAUAUUUUGUCAAUCCAUUACAUCAUUUUUUUUUUUAAAUUUGAGGUUUUUUUUAAAAAUGUAAUUUGAGGUACCGGUAUUGAUUUGAAAUUUUUAAAUAUUAUUUGACAAUUCUAUUUACAUACUAUAGAAACUAUAUUGCAAUAUUUUGUUAGCAGUAGAUAUUGGUAUAUUUUGUAAGCCCUAGAAAUAAUUCUUGGUCAAUUUUCAUGCUGAAAACUUUCUGAUUUUUUUAGUUAAUUGAAAAAUAAUUUGUGCAAUGAGUAAAAUUAUUACACCACAGAGAUUACUGUUUAUAACAAUGUUUUAAUUCUUUUAUCAGAUUUUAAUCUUUUAAGUGGAAAUUAGAAUUUGCGAUUUUCUCAUAUUUUAUCUAUUUGUUUAAAGGGACAAUAACACUCUUGCUGGCUUGACAGCUCCAGAAAAUAAAAAAUAGCCUUAUUCUAAGUACUAGAUGUGUUAGUGUCCUACCUGUUGUGUAAAUUAUUCAUUAAAUCCUAUUUUACUUGUCCAGAGGGUUCAAAAAUAUUUUUAAAUCCAAGCCACAUUUGGAAAGGUUUACGUUGGGCUUUUCAAAUCAUUUAGUUGCAUUUUUCCAAUUUUUUAAAUUAGGUGGGUUAAGAUGAAAUUUGUAUCAUCAAUUAAUUGGAAUAUUGUAAAAUAGUACAAUUUGUUGACCAGAAUAAAGAUUGGGACAUAUUCAGUUACAACAAGAGUGGUAUUGAGCCUUUAAGAAUAAAUGCUGUUGUGAGACAAUUCAAUAUUUAAUCAAUUACUGAAGAUUCUCAAGGGCAUAUUCAUUAAAUCUUAAAAUAUUCUAAGGAUCCAACCUUUGAAUUGGAUGAAAUUUAAAAUCUUUUUGUACAGGGCAUAGUUUUUUUUAGGUGGCAUUAUUUUUGUGUGUGAAAAGAAUGUCAUAUUUUGUCAACACACUUUUUUUCCUCUUUAGUAUUCUCCAAUGAACAGGAAAAAUAAAAUCCUAUGGUAAAGGAGUUUAUUUAAACUUUGUCAUAUUCAUAAAAGAAUGGUAUCUUUACUUUAUUGUCAGCCAGUGAAAAUCGAUUAAGAUCAUGCACAGGAAUGAAAUAGUCACAGCAACAUAUGACAAUUUUUAUUUCUAUAUUACUAUUAGGCGUGCAGAGUGAGGGUUAAUUUAUUUCCUGACAGCAACGUUUCUUCUACUUUUCUUCAGAUUCGAACCGCGAAGGUUUCUUUUAUAAGCAUGCUAAUGUGAACACAGUUUGGACCUCACAUUUUUGGUCCCAUCUAAACGACUAGACACAAAUGAAAAAUAUUUGGAAAAAUACCAAAGGUUGUUCUCAGCAUUUGUCGAGAUUGAUCAAGUAUAAAAUGUGGCAAGUGAAAUAAUAUCAUCUGCUAUUUUUCAAAUAAUUUAGACGUAGUCUUCCUUUUAUUUGACUAUAUUUAUUGGUCAGUUAUUAUGAAAGUGAUAUAUAUAUUUAACAUAGAAUGAGUACUGAUUAUAUGUAUGUAAGAGAAGCAGAGUGUAUAAUAGAAUUAUACUAGAGAUGAUGUACAAUGAUAUUCUAUAUAAAUCAUAUUAAAUUACUGUAUAGAGAUUUUCUUCUUGUUAUUAAACUAUUAAAAUAAUA
Messenger RNA from Patella vulgata (common limpet), 5256 nucleotides. RefSeq names its product leucine-rich repeat-containing protein 15. NCBI's taxonomy places the organism in Eukaryota, Metazoa, Mollusca, Gastropoda, Patellidae. The coding region runs from base 300 to 2897 and encodes 865 amino acids. Gene Ontology annotation, molecular function: protein binding. The record is from RefSeq and is a predicted model, not a curated record. The transcript has 2 exons.